AUGUCUCAAAGUGAUUUUUCUUCAUUUCAUUACUAACUUGAUGAUAAUGAUGACGUACAAACCAUUCAGUCCUCAUACUUCCAACAAAAGAAGUGCUGCUUUACAGAGAAUUACUUGGUGUUUUCAUUGAAUGAAAGGAUGCCACAGAUGACUGAAUUAUACUUAGACAAAGAAGAUGAUGUAUUGGAUUUCUGCAAAAAAGUUAUAUUUCAGCCAUCAUCAAGAACGUAAAGCAAUGUAUUCUAAGUGAUUAGUGAUCCAAAUAAUGAGGAGCAGUAUGGUCUAUAUGAGAAUAAAGAUAGAAAUGCCUCGCAAUAUAUGGAGUAACUUGGACCAAAUGGUGAAAGAUAAAGACGAUAUUCAAUUAUUGUUGAAAGUAAUAUACUUGCUUACUCUAAAAGAUAAUUGAGCUAUCUAAGUAAGUCAAUCACUGUCAUAAAUUCCUCUGCUAAUCAUUCAAGAAGAAGUAGUAUUACUAGCGGUAGAUCAACUCUUACUAAGCAGAAUUCUCAGAUACUUUAAUCUGGUAACGAAAGUGAUGGAUAUAGCUCACCAGAAAAAGUUAAGGGGAAAAAAACUCAAAGAGAUCGUUCACAUAUAUUGAUAUUUACUUUAAGGGUAAAUGAAGCCAAGGCAGUUGAAAGAACUAUUAAAGAUUUUCUUGAUUUAAGACUUGCAUUCGCUAGAGCAUUUCCAGGUUGCUAUAUUCCUAAAAUUAUUCCAGUAGAGGUCUAAACUGUAAUAAACUUGGAUAAUUAACUAUAUAGGAUCUGCCUCAAUAUAUUUUUGAUAAAAGAAAGCCAGAAAUACAAACCUGUUUAAAGCAUUUUGCAAUCGAAAACUUAAGACAAAUUUAGAAUCUACUUUAAAUACUUUGAGCAGAAUCUCUUAAGCUUAAAUUCUCAAUAAAUACAAAGAGCACUUUCUACAUCUGUCUGGAAAGAAGAACUUGCAAAAGAAGAUGCGAAUGAUGCUUCGAUAUUUAGAUCAGAUCAAAAAGCUUGUGAUCGCUUUAAUGACAUGAACGUUGAAAUGCAAAUGAAUGCAUUGAAUACCUUAAAUGAUUUCGUCAGAGACGAGUUGAGUGACUGUGAAAGUUUCAAUGAAGCUAUGAAAGAAAUAAAAAGACUUAGCCUGCAGAGAACUGAAAUCAAAUCUAAACUUGAUAGAUCUUUGGAAUAGCUAAGUGUGAUAGAUAGAAAAAUGAUUCAAAGAUAUAAAUAAGCUAAGUACGAGCUUGAGAUUGUAAGUAAAGCAUUAUAGUAAUUUACUGAUGACAAAAUUUUAGCUUGA
This is a messenger RNA of Stylonychia lemnae, 1293 nucleotides long. Lineage: Eukaryota; Ciliophora; Spirotrichea; Sporadotrichida; Oxytrichidae. The record is from the annotation of a GenBank genome assembly.